This is a messenger RNA of Baudoinia panamericana UAMH 10762, 1979 nucleotides long. RefSeq lists its product as uncharacterized. The transcript has 2 exons. Bases 241 to 1677 code for a protein of 478 amino acids. Lineage: Eukaryota; Fungi; Ascomycota; Dothideomycetes; Mycosphaerellales; Teratosphaeriaceae. The record is from RefSeq and is a predicted model, not a curated record.
CUGAUUACGUUGAACCAGAUGCGGGCGGCGGAGGAAUUGAGUGCGGAGCAGGCGAGGGAGCUGCAGUUUGAUUUGAAUGCCGCUUAUGAUGGGUUUAAGGGGGUGUUGGAGUGAGCGGCGCAAUAUUGAUUGAGCUAAUCAAAUUGCUUUGCGGAUGAUGGCGUCGCUUUCGACAAAGAUGGCCGGAGUUAGCUCGGUGUUAAUCCGGCUGGAGCUCGCAUCUUCACCCAACCCGCCAAAAUGCACGAAGCGAUGAGUUAUGGAUUGAUGGCAGACGAUACAUCUCGUCGUACUAUUGCAGACUUACGCUUGGAAGAUGGAGAAGAUCAAAUACUGGAUGUCCUCGACCUCCCCCAACUCUACACCAAACCCUCCGCCAGCACUCUCCUCGCCACUCUCGACGAUCUACGCUCUGAACCUUCAUCAUGGGACACCACCCCGCGUACCGGCACCCCGCGAACACCCUUGAGCGGAACCUCCACGCCUCUCCAAACCAGGAAGAGACGCAAGAUCAUCGUCAAAAGCGAAAGCGUAGCGCUAGCGCAAUACCUCACCCGCAUCAUUUCCAGCCCCUUGACAUGGAUCGACGAUGACGAGGAGAAAGAGCGGAUGUGGGAGACGGCGGCAAAGCGUUUGAGUGAGCGGAGUGGAAGGGCGGGGAUGGGCGGGUUUAGUAGGACGUUCGUGAUCCCAUUACAUCCACCUAUGACGACCAGCGGGAGGAAUAACACCGGCGUGGGUAUAGUCGAAGAACGACUUGCUGUGUCUGGAAUGGAUUCAGAAGAGGUUGAGGAGGACGAGGUGGUAGAAAUCACCCUCCACGAACCAGCCCUAACCGCCGACAACCUCGGUCUGAAAACCUGGGCUUCAUCCCACUUACUCGCGAAACGGCUCUGCAGACUCCGCGACAGCAACAGCCUCCCGUGUCUUCUCGAUCCAGACGCGCGGGUACUGGAACUCGGCUCCGGAACGGGACUCGUAGGCUUAGCCGCCGCCGCCGUCCUGCAAGCCAAAGUCCUGCUCACGGAUUUACCAGCCAUUGUGCCGAAUCUGGAGCGCAAUAUCCGUGAAAAUGCCGCGAUGGUAUCGAGGCGUGGCGGGCGGGCUGAGGUUGGGGUGUUGGAUUGGGAGGACCCUGGUGGAUUGGAGUUUACGUGUCCUUCUUCCUCCUCCUCUUCUUCUCUCUUUGACUCGGACUUGAACUCGGACUUGAACUCGGACUCGGACUUGGACGGGCAGCGGCAGCAGCAGCAGCGACAACCACAACGAGAAGAGCAGCAGUGCCAGCGGCGAUACCCUUCACACUCAUUCUCCCUGAUCCUAGCCGCGGACCCCAUCUACUCCCCCGAUCACCCACGCUUACUCGUCCAAACGAUAGCUUACCACCUCUCUCGCGACCACGAGCACGCGAGAGUCGUGGUCGAGAUGCCAUUGCGGGAGGGCUAUGCGGGUGAGCGGGAAGAUUUCCGGGAGCGGAUGGUGGGGUUGGGGUUGAGGGUGUUGGAGGAGGGAGUAGAGCGGGGGGUUGAUGAUUGGGGUGGAGCGUCGUCGGGUGAUGGGUUUGGUGGGGAGGUAGAGGAUGAGGAGGGGCCAGGGGUGGAUGGGGAAGGGGAGGGAUGGGAAGGGGAAGGGGAGGGAGUUGUGAGAUGUUGGUGGAGUGUUUGGGGGUGGGGGUGAAGGAUGACCCAUACUAUGAUUUCGACGUAUACAUAUCUGAUGCGUGUUGCUGAACGAAAGACGGACAAAACAGAAGACUAGAGGCGGCGAGAGUGAGUGACUCUUCCACUUACCAUCACUCGAUUGUAACUGUCUUCCACAAUCAUCACGCCGGCGCGAGGGUCCAUUCAACGCGGUGAUGUGGUGCAAUUGACCUCUACCCGGCCCCUCCUCCCUCGUACAUGUACCUCUUGCGUCCUCAACGUCAUGAAGCAGUGACUGCUUACCACCUUUACACAAGCUUUCAAUCAUACCCAACUCGG